This is a messenger RNA of Leopardus geoffroyi (Geoffroy's cat), 893 nucleotides long. Its product is annotated as zinc finger protein 75D-like. NCBI's taxonomy places the organism in Eukaryota, Metazoa, Chordata, Mammalia, Carnivora, Felidae. The transcript is spliced from 7 exons. The record is from RefSeq and is a predicted model, not a curated record. The coding region runs from base 165 to 893 and encodes 242 amino acids. Gene Ontology annotation, biological process: regulation of DNA-templated transcription.
GGCGGCAGGCGGCGACGGGGGCCGGAGGGCGUGUGCUGAGGUCUGGCCUGUGCCUCGCGGGGCCCGCCUCUGAGCGGCGCGGGGCGGAGGGCGGCGACCCGCAGAGCUCGAAAAAGGGGCAGGGAGUGCUCUUCAGACAAACUGUAGAUGUCCUGGGCUUCAAGAUGAAGGCAGCAGACUCACAACCCAUAGGCAUGUUCCACAAUGAAUUUUGGAAUCCACACCAUGAACUUCAAGAAUGUCUGAACUGGAAUUCUCAUAAAGAAACUGAUCCUGCAUGUGAGACGGCUGUGCCUGCUCACCAGAUCCUAGCCUUUCCUGAGCAGACAAUCACCAAAGACUGGACAGUGGCCCCUGAGCUCGUCUUGCCUGAGUCCCAGAUCUCGUUGACAUUUGAAGAAGUGGCCAUGUAUUUUUCCCAGGAAGAAUGGGAGUUCCUGGAUCCCACUCAGAAGGCCCUCUACAAUGAUGUAAUGCGGGAAAACUAUGAGACUGUCAUCUCUCUAGCUGUGCCUGUUCAUCAGAUCUUAGCCUUUUCUGAGAAGACAAACGCCAAAGACUGGACAGUGGCACCUGAGCUCGUCUUGCCUAAAUCCCAGAGCUUGUUGACAUUUGAAGAAGUGGCCAUGUAUUUUUCCCAGGAAGAAUGGGAGUUCCUGGAUCCCACUCAGGAGGCCCUCUACAAUGAUGUAAUGCGGGAAAACUAUGAGACUGUCAUCUCUCUAGCAUUGUUUGUGCUCCCCAAACCUAAGGUGAUCUCGUAUCUAGAGCAAGGGGAAGAGCCAUGGGUUCAAGGGUCCACGGAGCUCAAGGACAGUCCUGGAGAGCUGCCUACAGGUAAAUACACCAUGGGACAGGAUGAAUGCCUUGAUAGCAACCUUUGCAGGGCUUAA